GAGAGAGUUCAUAUUCAGGCCCCCAUGUCGGUGAAGCCGAGGAUUUCUUCCUCACAGCUGACUCCCCCGAUGCAUCCAGGGAUGAAGCAGGCACUUCAGAUGAAGCUUUUUCCAUCCGCCUGUGCCAGAUUAUUAAGGUAAAUCAUGAAGGAAGAAAUUGCUGCCACAGUUGUCUUCAUCACGAUGCUGGUGAAGAAACACAGGAAGCUGAGCAAGCAGAAAAUAGAAAAGUUUGCCGCCAAACUGACGACUGUAUUAUUUGCAAGGUAUAAAACACACUGGUAUCCAGAAAAUCCAUCAAAGGGACAAGCUUUUCGAUGCAUAAGAAUAAAUAAGUGUCAGUCGAUAGACUGUGUCUUGGAGGAAGCCUGUGCAGAAAGUGAGGUGGACUUUGAGGAUCUUGGACUGCCGAAGGAAAUGACCAUAUGGGUGGAUCCAUUUGAAGUGUGCUGCAGAUAUGGUGAGAAGAAUAGCCCAUUCACAAUUGCAAGCUUUAUGGGCAAAGAAGAUUGUAAUGUGUCAAAGAGAAUUAGCACUGCUGUAGAUAAAGCCAACUCUGACUAUCACUCUGGGACCUCUUCAGAUGAAGAGCCUUCUAUAAAGGAACCAAAAGCCAUUCCUACAGUGAGCAAUCCCAACAGUAUCUACCAGGCACACACAAAGUGUACGGACUACAGUCAGCCUAUGCAAACUUGGUCCCAGUUUCCUCGGAGAAAGAAUUACCCAAAUGAUGGGUAUCGCCAGCACCAGACUGCAGGCUACUAUCCUCAGCACAGAGCUUAUAAACCUUACCGACAAUCUGCUGCAUUUGCAGGUCCUCGCGUUGACCGGUUUCACUGGGUAAACACAAGACGCUGACAGUCAUGUUUUAGAAAAUAAUCCUCUGCACUUUUAUACAAUGUUUUUAUGAAAACAGAUUAUUUAUAUUUUUAUGUUU
Bufo gargarizans (Asiatic toad) is the source of this 937-nucleotide messenger RNA. RefSeq names its product BTG anti-proliferation factor 4 (gene BTG4). Gene Ontology annotation, biological process: negative regulation of mitotic cell cycle; negative regulation of cell population proliferation. The transcript is spliced from 5 exons. Lineage: Eukaryota; Metazoa; Chordata; Amphibia; Anura; Bufonidae. The record is from RefSeq and is a predicted model, not a curated record. The coding region runs from base 145 to 858 and encodes 237 amino acids. Gene Ontology annotation, cellular component: nucleus; cytoplasm.